AUGACUGCUAUUGCAUUUAAAAUUGUCAUAUUGACAAUUCUGACAAGUUUGAUAGCAGCACAGCCAAAACCCACCCCGCCAGUUCAUAACAAUGGCUGCCCAAACCGGGCGUUUUUAAGCUGUAUAUUGGCGUUAAAGGAGGAACAUAUACAAUUUGAUAGGAAUAUUGUAAGUGGUUUUAGUAUAUUAUAUUUGCACCGUAAUGUCUUUUUAAGUCGAUAGUGUUAGAGGUAAAACUAGGGGCCAGGUAGGGAUAAAAGUAGAGAUACUACCUCUACCACCCCCCUAACCUACCCUUACCCCCAUUCAUACUACUGUCAGCUGUCACUAAACCCAAAUUUCAGGUCCGAACAAUCCUAAGCAUAGAUUCAGAAGCCAAACUACUCCACACCUGCAAAGCCUACACCAAGGUAUUACCAUGUUUCCGAGACAAAGUCCUCGAAUGUGGCAAUCAACACCAACGUGAACUGUUUGGUGAGGUUGGCAGAGCUUUGAUGUUUUUAUGUUCACCAUUCAGUCUACAACGCCAGAGAGUAUUAGUGGAGAAACAAAGCUGCAUUUCAAAGGUUUUGUCAUUGCCAAUUUCGGUUGGGUGUAAACUCACACCUAAACCUUAUGGUAAACAGUUGUUGGAUUGCAAGUAAGUUUUCGAAGGAACUAAGCCUAUUUCAUAACAUUUUAAUUUUUUGUUUGUAAAGAAAGUUCUUGCCAUUUUAUGUUUUGUAAAGAAAGUUCUUGCCAUUUUAUGUUUUGUAAAGAAAAUUCAUGCUAUUUUAUUUUUUGUAAAAAAAGCUAUGGCUAUUUCCUCGUAAAGUAAUAAUAUUUAUGUUCUGCAGUCUGCGGGUGACAAGUUAUACGACAAAUGUAUGUUUCGCACUAAUUUUGGCCUUUUAUCUCUAAAUGUCUUCGAGCUGGAGAAGCCUAAACUAAUAGCCCACUUAUCAAUAUUUUUAUACUUUUAAGCCUAAACUACAAGGCUAAAUUGUGAGUCCAAAUCAUAAACCUAAGGUACUGACUUAAGCCAUAUCUUUUAACUACAAACCUAAUGCCAAACCUACGCCAUGACUUUUAAUUCCAAUUCUUAAAGAAAAGCUUACGCAAUGGCUUUAAAAUAUAAGCCUAAAAGCCAAAGCAAUGACUAUUAAUUCCAAGCCUAAAUGCCAAGACUAAUAUUGAAUAAAUCAACCUACUGUAAUGCCAAUUUGAUAGAAAAUAGGUUAAUAAACUGUAACUAAACAUAAUUUUAGACGUGAAUGCGCAGCAACUCAAAACAACUUUAGUUGUUCUUUGAAGACUUGGAUGAGUGAACAAAAUGCUUGUACACUAAAUGACAUUAGUGAGAACUGUGGCCAAGAAGCGGCCGACUUCUACGCCGACUUCCAAGCUAGUGUGUUCGAACCUAACUACCCAUUUUUGUGUCACCCGACUGGUAUGCUAUCAUAACUUCUUCAAUUUUUAAAAAAAGUUUAAAAUUCAAAAUAAAAUUUUUUUAAUUAAAAAUUUUUGACGAUAAAAUCAAUUUCAACCUCAUUUCAGAUAGAAUGAUCCACCCCUUCACCAACGAACCGACCAAAAAACAGAAUAUCACCAUAGUGACAGUAAAGCAUCGAUCAAAUAGUAAAAACUUUACUCGACCUCAACUUUCAAUUCGAAAAACGACCAAAAAACCUCGGCUGGACGUAUUUUACGUUAGCCCGAGAGCUGAACCAGUGAAUGAUAAGUCUAAAGAAAUCUUCCGAGUUUACAAAUUAUCGACCAAAGCAGUAGAAGCGCCACCGACAACAUUACCACCUGCUACUAGUAGUAGCCAGAGUAUGGAUAGUUCUCAUGAUCAGUAGGUUUUUUUUAACUACUCUAGAAAACCAAUCCUGCCCUACAAAAUCUACCUUACCCUAAAAUCUGCCCCGCCCAAAAAAUUUACCAUGCCCCAAAAAAUCUAUAUUACCCUACACUGUUAUUAUACCUUACAAUUUCAGCACCGCCUCCCAAGCCCAGCCGCAGAUCCCUCAAGUCCAACAAACGUUUAUGGCCUUGGUCGAGAAGCUGUUACCUAUUGCUCUCCAACACAACAUGACAAGUCUACUUCAACAACAAAGUAAAUUACUCGAGCUGAGUCGCAAAAUUGACAUUAAAGACAUGCUGAGCAAGAAAGAAGGGCCAAAAGUGAUGCCUACUACUAUGUCUUAUCGUACUACCACUACCGGAGCACCAAUCUACAGUACGGCAAGAGCAUCGCUUUACAGUACCACUAAGUUACCGGUGUUCAGUACUCCAGUAAGUAUGGUAACUAGUCGGCCAUGGAGACCUUGGUAUUUUGUGUCUACUGAUGAGGAACAGCAGUAG
Bursaphelenchus okinawaensis is the source of this 2343-nucleotide messenger RNA. Lineage: Eukaryota; Metazoa; Nematoda; Chromadorea; Rhabditida; Aphelenchoididae. The record is from the annotation of a GenBank genome assembly.